Trichoderma asperellum CBS 433.97 is the source of this 198-nucleotide messenger RNA. Lineage: Eukaryota; Fungi; Ascomycota; Sordariomycetes; Hypocreales; Hypocreaceae. The record is from RefSeq and is a predicted model, not a curated record.
AUGGUUCAUCCUGGCAACGAUCUCCAGAUCAGACGAUCGGUUAUUCGAUGCACUCCUCCCUUUCCCCCCUUUCAAUUGUCUGAUCCCAACGGUUUGGCUUUGGAGACGCAAUCUCACCUAAUGAUUGCGCCGUCCCAGAAUUCGGAGUCGUCCUUGAACACAGUAUCUGCUCACCCGGCCGUUGCCGAGGGGGUGUAG